Effrenium voratum is the source of this 2106-nucleotide messenger RNA. Lineage: Eukaryota; Dinophyceae; Suessiales; Symbiodiniaceae. The record is from the annotation of a GenBank genome assembly.
AUGACAGAGUUAAAGGUCACUUCGAAGAAAGGCACUGGCUUCUACACGCGGGCGGCCGCGACCUUUCUCCGUGGAACCGAUGACAAGGCGCCGGUGCCGUCGAUCACGUUGAGUGGCACGGGGCCUGCCGCCGCCACUGCCGCCGAGACGGCGAAUGCGAUCCAGAAGCAGGGCCUGGCCAGCAUCACGCGCGUUGAGACGGGUUACCCCGAGGUCGGCAGCCAGAGCGUGGCCAGAUUAGCGGUGACUCUCACGGCCCCCUGGCCGUAUCCAGAUGCCAGCAGCUACAGCAACUUCGAUGAGAUCGUGGUGGAGAGCUACGCGCUUGACCACGAGAUCAGCUUUGCCAAAGGCAUCCUGGAAGGCUCCAUCGAGUUGACGCUGCGUGCUGUGCGGGAGGGCGUGAGCCACGUGGUGCUGGACAGCCGAUCCCUGAGCAUCACCAAGGUCACGGGCGCGGACGGCGCGGCGCUCGACUUCGACGUCGGUAGCAAGGGUCGAAGAUCCGAGGCGCUGGGUGAGGCACUGGACGUGCAGCUGGGAAAAGCUCUGGACGCUGGAGACAGCGCGGUGGUGCGCAUCGCCUACUCCACGGCGCCGGAUGCCGUGGCCAUACAGUUCCUAUCGCCGCAGCAGACCCAGGGGAAGCAGCACCCCUACUUGUUCACCCAGUGUCAGGCCAUCCAUGCGCGGUGCCUCAUGCCGUGCCAAGACACGCCAGGUGUCAAGAGCCGGUACACGGCCAAGCUAACAGUGCCUGCUCCGCUGACCGCUUUGAUGUCAGCUGUGCCGGAUGAUGCGGAACCUAAAGAGGCAGAGGGCAAGCGCUGCUUCUCCUUCACCCAGAAGGUUCCCAUCCCCUCGUACCUCUUGGCCAUUGCCUGUGGCAACCUCGUCGCGCGACGAAUCGGUCCGCGCAGCCACGUUUGGAGUGAGCCAGAAGCGAUCGAGGCGUGUGCCUUCGAGUUUACGGAUACCGAGAAGUUCUUGAGCAUCGGAGAGAAGCUCUGGGGUGAGUACUUCUGGGGCAUCUACGACCUCCUGGUGCUGCCGCCCUCGUUUCCCUACGGCGGCAUGGAAAACCCGUGCCUCACCUUCGUCACUCCCACGCUCUUGGCGGGGGACAAGUCCCUUGCGGCCACCGUGGCCCACGAGGUGACGCACAGCUGGUUCGGGAAUCUCUGCACCAACCGGAGCUGGGAAUGCUUCUGGCUGAACGAGGGCUUUACCAAGUUCGGGGAGCACCGGAUCAUGGGAACCAUCAAUGGCCCAGACUACGAGCAGCUGCUGGUGAGGCAAGCCAUGGUGGAGCUGGCGGGAGAUGUGGCACACUUUGGUCCGGGCCACGAGUUCACGAAGCUCUGCCCCCAGUUGAAGGGAGUGGAUCCAGAUGAUGCCUUCAGCCGAGUGCCUUAUAUGAAAGGUGCAUCGCUUUUACUGCAUCUUGAGAAGUUAGUGGGGAAGGACCGCUUCGAAGCCUAUCUCAAAGCUCACGUUGAGCGCUUUGCUGGAGAAUGCCUAGAUCAGGAUGACUUCAAGUCUUUCUUCAUGAAGCAUUUCUCCGGUGACCCGGCGGUGCAGAAUGUGGAUUGGCAGAGGUGGUUUUACGGAUGUGGAAUGCCUGAGAUGCCAGUUGUCCACUCUGUUCUGGCCGAAAAGGUGGACCUCCUCUCCUCCUCUCUGAUCGGUGGCUACGAGGGGGCGGCGGCCGAUCUGGAGGGCUGGUUCCCCGCGCAGACCGAGCUGCUGCUGGAGCGCCUCGCGGAUCACGUGAAAUCUGGCGAUGCCCAGGUGAGGUCCGAGAUGCGGGGCCGCCUGGACGGCUGGAGCGCGGCCUACGGCUUCGACCGGACGAAGAACGCGGAGCUACGCUUCCGCUGGCUGAAGCUGGCGCUGGCCUGCGGGGACGACUCCAGGGCCGAGGCGGCCAUCCAGAUGGCGCAGGAGGUGGGCCGCAUGAAGUUCACCCGGCCCCUCUACCGCGCGCUGAUGGCGGCGCCCGGUCUGCUGCCCAGGGCCAAAGAGGCCUUCGAGCGUGCGAAGCCGAGCUACCACCCCAUCACCGCGAAGAUGCUGGUGCAGGACUUCGCCAAAGCCGAAGCGUGA